Ostrea edulis (European flat oyster) is the source of this 1418-nucleotide messenger RNA. RefSeq lists its product as uncharacterized. Lineage: Eukaryota; Metazoa; Mollusca; Bivalvia; Ostreida; Ostreidae. The record is from RefSeq and is a predicted model, not a curated record. The coding region runs from base 233 to 1003 and encodes 256 amino acids. The transcript is spliced from 2 exons.
UUCCCUCAAAGUCAGAUUCUCUAUAUAGAGUAAGCCUUGGAUUCCCCCCUCGCUAAGUACAGAAUACAGUAUCAAAUUCUUUUUUAAAUCGUUAAAAUUGGAUAUCCAGUAAUGACCAUUACAGGUUUCCCUCCAUUGUACAGUCAAGGGUACCAUGACGUUCAAAUUGCACGUGUUAAUUCCUAUUCGUUGCGUCAUUUCCUUGUGACGUCAUCGCACACAGUUUUUCAAAAUGAAGUUAUCCAAGACUUCAAAAAUAUCGAUAUGGACGUCUAGUUUGGUGACAAUAGCUUUUCUCUGGUACAUAUACAAAAGGAAAUAUUCGGUAAUGUACCGACAUUUUAGAAGAAAGGUAAUUCGGCUUUUAUAUACUUCCUUAUUAGAAGAUGAUGAAGAUGAUUCUGACGAUACUUUAUCGUCUACAGCAUUAACAGAUGAUGACUAUGAAGUGGAAAUAAGCAAUGUAAAUGUUGAGGGGAGUGAUGAAAUUGUGAAGGACAAAAUCCUUAACACAACAGAAAAUAGUGAGGACACAAAUCCAAACUCAACAGAUAACACUGAAAUCACAAACCCGAAUUUAGUGGAGUAUGAAGAAAGCAUAGAACCAGAUGGAGUGGAUGACGCCGAAAGCACGUGUUCAUCUUCAUCAGAAAGUCUUGAUCUUGCCACACCAGAAACAACGUCCUCUGUGUCCUCUACCCAGAAUGAGAGAGUUAAAACAAUGAAAAAUUCAGUAUUGAAAGUAGAUAUUGACGAAAUUCAAUCUUCUCUUGAUGCUCAAAUUUCCUCUCCUGUAGUUCGGACACUGUGUACAAAUAAAGAAUCGGUACAGAACGCGGAAAAAUGUCGAUCGACGGACGAGUUUCCAUUUCUAAUGGGUGGAUCGACAGUGUGCGAGUAUAUCGGUAACAGUUAUGAAGAAGUUGUUACUAAAAAUAGUCCCAAUACUGGAGUAUUACGUGUACAUGUUAACAAUUCUUUAGUUGAUGUGCACACUAAAUAAUUUCUGCAAGAGAUGCAUAUAAAUUGAUACCGCCGUAAUAAAUGAUACUACAUGUAAUUUUAUGAAAAUAUAUUUCCAGGACCAGGGUAUUUGUUGUGGCAUAUGAAAACCUGAUGAGCUUAAACAGGAGUGUGAAAAAGGAAAUUAAAGUCGUAGUUACGAGAUUGUAUGUCGUCAAAAAGUCGUUAUAACGAGAUCUAAAAAGUUAAAAUCCCAACUUUUUAGAGUUGUAAUAACGAGAUUUUAAAAAUCGUAAUUACGACUUUAAGAAAAUGAAAUAACAUUUAUCGAUAUUACAAUGUUUUUGUAAUAUUUUGAUAAUAUGUUUUUGUCUUUGAUAUCUUUACAAAUUGUAAUGAUUUUGAUAGCCCUCAUGAAUACGCCGCAGUUUUGUCCAGUACGUAUAUGAAUCUUG